GCGCUCCGCCAUUUCCGAGGUCUUAGAAAUAGCGCACUGUAGAGGCCAGAAGGUUCUACAAACUACAGAUCCCAGCUGGCUUUGCGGUGGAAGGAGGGCGCCGUUUCCGGUCCGCAGUGUUAGGAGAGGAAGUUGUGAUUGUUUGUAUGUGUGACGAUAGAAGGAGGAGUCAGGGUGUGAGGUGAUCAUUGUAUUGGGCAGACAGUGAUCAUACCCGGCUUGAUGGACAGUGGGGAAGGCUUCAGUACAAAGUGUUAUCUAUCUUCCUCUUUUCCCCGGAACCCUGAAUGAGUGACUCUGCAUGUUCUUUCUACAGGAAGGAAAGCUUCAAGGAUCGGCUCAACGAUGAAAAUCAAGGAUGCAAAGAAACCAUCUUUCCCAUGGUUUGGCAUGGACAUUGGUGGCACACUAGUGAAGCUAGCCUAUUUUGAACCAAUCGACAUUACAGCAGAAGAAGAGCAGGAGGAAGUAGAAAGCUUAAAGAGUAUACGUAAAUAUCUGACUUCCAAUAUAGCCUAUGGUUCCACAGGCAUACGAGAUGUUCAUAUGGAGCUGAAAGACUUGACGCUGUUUGGUAGAAGGGGAAAUCUGCACUUUAUUCGUUUUCCAACCCAUGAUCUACCAACAUUUGUUCAAAUGGCAAGGGAUAAGAAAUUUUCAACUCUUCACACUGUUCUGUGUGCCACUGGAGGUGGGGCUUAUAAAUUCGAGGAAGAUUUUCGUACAAUUGGGAAUCUUCAGCUGCACAAGGUGGAUGAACUGGAUUCCCUUGUUAAAGGAUUGCUGUUUAUAGAUUCUGUCCGGUUUAAUGGACAGGCUGAGUGCUAUUAUUUUGAAAAUGCUUCACACCCUGAACAGUGCCAGAAGAUCCCAUUUAAUCUGGAUGACCCCUACCCUUUACUAGUUGUGAACAUUGGCUCUGGAGUCAGUAUUCUAGCCGUUCAUUCAAAGGACAGCUAUAAGAGAGUCAGUGGAACAAGUCUUGGUGGUGGGACCUUCCUUGGCCUCUGCAGUUUACUGACUGGAUGUGAUAGCUUUGAAGAGGCUCUUGAAAUGGCAUCAUCUGGUGAUAGCACAAACGCUGAUAAAUUGGUACGGGAUAUAUAUGGAGGGGAUUAUGAACGGUUUGGACUUCCUGGCUGGGCAGUAGCAUCAAGUUUUGGCAAUAUGAUAUGCAAAGAUAAACGAGAGUCUGCUAGUAAAGAAGAUUUGGCUCGUGCUACAUUGGUAACCAUAACCAAUAAUAUUGGAUCAAUAGCAAGGAUGUGUGCUGUCAAUGAGAAAAUAAACAGAGUAAUUUUUGUUGGAAACUUUCUCCGUGUUAACACACUGUCUAUGAAGCUUCUUGCAUAUGCAUUGGAUUAUUGGUCAAACGGUCAACUCAAAGCCUUGUUUCUGGAACAUGAGGGUUACUUUGGUGCAGUUGGUGCUCUAUUAGGAUUGACCAAUUUUUCUUGAAUUGCCAUACAUUAUCAAGUUGAAGAAGUAUGACCUUUGUUUCCCAAGUUUUAGAAAUACAUAAUUUGUAUACAUCGAAGAAGAACUGUGGCUCAAAGUUGGUGGGCAUUGUUUUUGUUUUUUUGGGCAGUGUUUUAAUUUGUUUUCAUUAAUGCCAUGAGUGAUCCACUGGAAAGCCAUCACAGUCUGCCAUCGAAUGGAACAUACGCAGUGCUUGCCUUUCAGUAGUCAUUAUUUCUGUAUACUGAACUGGUAUUAAGGAAAAGAAAAACGGGAAUGAACAUACUGUGCUGCACUGACUUUAAACAUUCACAUUCACAACGUUAUUGGCAGCUAAUGUCUUAAAAUGGAUUUUCCAUAUGAUAUGCAUCUAGUAUGUCUUGUAUCUAUGCCACUAAUUUAAGUUUGACCGAUCUUAACUGUGAUAAAGCUUACUAGAGUUAAUUUAGUCAUUCCUUUUAUUGUUAUGAAGGGCCAGUUUGUGGCUUUUAAUUUUAAGUAGCAGUUUUGGCAAUUUUUUGUUUUUGCAAUUUCAUUUCUCCCGGCAUUUAUAAGGGGACACAAUAGAUCUUUGGUUCUAAAAGGUGGAGCUUUGCAUCUAGAAGGCUGAAAACUGGGCAAGGUACAGUUCAUCCUAGUGGCUAUACACACUACUUUGUUGAUUAAGCCAGUUUAACUUCGUGUCCAUAGGCGGUAGAUUGUCUGUCUGUCUGUCUCGAGCUCUGUAAUGUCUAGGUGCUUAAGAUUUUUGCAUUAUCAUUCAUACUCAACAGCUGCUGGCCAUGUCAUACUUUACCUCCUUAAUAUUGAAAAUUCAUCCUAGCAGCGUAUGUGUAGGUCAGUAUCAUACCAGACCAGUAUCCACUUCAGAAGCUCAUUCCCUCAAUGUCAUGUUGGACCCCUUGGCCUACAGCAGCCACGUUCUCAAUGUCAUACCAGACUCUAGAUUCAGAGAGUCACUGACAUUUUUACUCUCCUUACAAAUAGUGAAGAGGCUGUAGGAGAUGAGUUAGUUUCUCUACCCAAUAUUUAUUAUGCCUGGCUAACCUACUGGGGUGGAAGAAGCUUUACAUUAAUACCACCUGUUAACUUCCCUGAAGCCAUUUUCCCAAGCCCAAAUGCUUUAGUACCUUAUAUUAUACUCAUUCUCUGAGGAAUUGGUAAAAAAAAAAAAAAUGUUCUACUCCACUAUUGCCAGACCCACCUGUAGGUAGCCUAACAAGUCAACAAUUAUUCAAGUUGCCAUAUCUGCUUUUCCAAGUAUUGAGUUGAAAAAACGAAUACCUAUGUCAAGCUAUUCUUCUUCAGCAGCUGGUUCUGCACACAAUUUUUUUUCACCUGUACCCGGGUGUCUGGGCAAGAAUCAAGCAGCAGGACCUUGUGUCUAAAGGCUCAUCCUAACACCUGAACAAUACUCUGGGUCAGUUGAUCCAGGCAGCCAAGUACAUAUGUAAAACCUCUCUGGAGGGAGAUAAUUGAUUGCCCACUUCUACAGCUGCAGCUCAAGUGCUGGUCCUUGGACCACAAGUCUUCCCUUUUUUUCUUUUUUCUUUUUUCAAUGUCCCUUUUUAAGCGAUCACCAUUUUUGGGCAUCCAAGUCUUUUCUUAGCUUUGGAAAACAGGGUGGAGUAGUUUGUUGAGGUUUGCCAAAUUCUGCCUCUGCAACAUCACAGUUGCCUGGGAGAAGGAAGUAAUUUAGACAGGGUACAAAAUGCAUUUUGCUCUUAACAAGCUUUUCUCUUCCAAUCUUCUCCACUCACUUCUACAGGACUGAGCUUUUUUUCAAGUCUUUACAGGGCCUCUUUUAGGAAGUUGUGCUUACUGUAGCCUAGGGAGGCACAAAGGGAAGGUGUAGGGUGUUUUUUUUUUGCCUGGUUCCUUACUGCAUAGAGCAUGGGUGCUCAACCUGUGGCCUUCCAGCUGUUGGGAAACAAGUCCCAUGAGGCAUUGCAAGGCUGACUUUUAUAAGUAUGACUCCUAAAAGCAAAGGCAUGAUGGGACUUGUAGUUCUGCAACAGCUGGAGGGCCACAGGUUGAGCACCCAUGGCAUAGAGACAGAGAAUUUUACCCUUGGAUCUGGCGUGUCCCCCCAAUGAACUACCGGAGAAAAGGAUUUUACUGUGAGUGCAAUUUUUUUUAUACGUGUAUGCCAUGUGAUUGUUUUGCCUUAUGUUUCAGUUGACCAACCUGAGAGUUCAUUUCUGUCUCAUGUACAUCAGGCGUAUGUUUGAAAUUCAAAUGGUUACAUAGAUGUGUCCAAAUUUAGGCCAGCUUCACACCUAUGCAUUGUGCUAGUUUGCAGUGAUGCAUUGCAGUGCCAGUCAUUUUAAUUUUGAAAGAAAAAUUAAAACCCCUUGCGAACAUGCCUUGAGGCACGCUUGUUGGGCAAAAAAGUCCAAGCCUGAUUUUACGCAGCAUACAAUACUGCACGUUAUUGUACAUUCGUGAAUAUACACUGCAGUAAGGCAGUUCAUCUAUUGAAAAUGAAUGGGGCUGCUCUAAGGCAACACGUUGUGUAAGUGUGAAGGUGCCCUUAAAAGCUUAUUGUAUUUCAUCUACUGUAUCUGUUUUUCUCUGACAGUUAUGAGUCACUAUUGAAAUAUAUGCUGUUAACUGUAGCAGUAAGGAUGGUACUGUUAUUUCGUUUCUGUCCCAUCUGAACCUGUACAUUUUUUAAGCCUUACUUUUGAAAAUUAGUUAUGAUAAAGGAAGGUAAUAUUUUUUGUUUGUUACCGUGAGGGACAUGAUAAGUCAUGCACCUGUCAGUUCUACUGCUGUCUACAAGAGAAUUGGACAUUAAAUAAGUAAGCCAACCCACAAUAUCCCCUCCUACCAGUGUGCUUCACUGGAAAAGGGUCUAUCCUAAUUUUGCUAGCAUUAUCUUUUUCAUUCAUAUUAUUUUCUUCUACUAAGAAUCUUUUCUACAUUGCUGCUAAUGCUAGCCUGUUUGUAUAGCUGACUGGUGUGACUGUCUUCAGCCUAGCUCUUGGAGUGCCAUGCCCACUGAGGAGUCGCAGUCUUCUGCUGCUGCUGCUGCUGCUGCUACUACAAAAUGUAAUUGUUUGGGCUUUUAUUGAUGCGAUGCACACCACUCUUAAAAGGAUCAACGUGCAGUUUUCAGUCAAGAGCCCUGAACAGAUGUUUGCGCCUCCUAACCUACUACGAGAAAAGGAUCUUGUUAAAAAGUGGGUUGGCAGCGCUGUGAAUGCGGCCCUUUCUAGAGCUGACUAAUCAAAGACCAUUAAAAAAAGGAUCUUGUUACUACUUCAGUUGAUCCCUUGAUCAUAUAAUGUUCAGAACAAGUGAUUGUUGUUUUAAAGAAGGAGGAAAGUGCUGCCUUUUUUUUUUUUUUUCCCUGACCUGCAAAGUAAAGGCAUAAUGUGCUAGUAUGCAUUGCAUACUAACACAUUAUGUAAAACUUACCUGCACACGAAGCCCUCGUUGUCACCACUGAAAGCUGUAUUCAUCUUCGACCGUUUUCCUUCCAGGUCUGCGUCUGAGCCGCCGGUCAUGGCAGAAGAAACUGCACGGGAGGUCAUCGGCUGCAUAUGUAGUAAAUCUCUCUUAAAUGGUGCGUGCUUAGGAGAUAUUCACAGUACCUAUAGGUAAGCCUUAUUAUAUGCUUACCUAUAGGUGUAAACAAUCAAUGGAAAUUUACUUUUGAGCUGCUGGAGACUUCCUACCUCAUCUUCCAUAUGGGUCUCAGUACACAUGGGGUGGACACUUUGGUUAAAAUGUUGGACUGCUGUAACAGCAUAUUAAAAGCAUGUGCUCUGCAUUGCCUUCAAGAGACCAUGUCCAUUCAGAUCUACUCUGGAUACCAUUAUCAAGGAAUUUGGUUAGCCAAUGCGGACAUUUGGAUUUUAGGUGUUUGGGUGUAGAAAGUGGUUUCCUGGGUCUACAAGCUAGACUUUUUUGCUUUUAGCCUUUCAGGUCUCCUAGAUCUCCAGGUAGCCCCUCUUAGAUCUUCUGAAUCAAAGUGUCAGUUGCUGUGGCAGAAUGGUUUCAGAAGUUUUUUGGAUCUUAAAGCACUGAAUGUUUCAUUAAACCAGAGAAAUCUGUAUGGAAUCCACAAGGUAUGUUAUUGUUUCCUUUUGCCAGGGAGGUUUCUUGGCUUCUGUGGAAAUCAAGGACCCAUAACUACGUACAGGUCCCCUACUUUCAGUGUAUUCUAUGCUUUGCUGUGGGCCCCUGCACUUUCAGUUUGUGGCCCUCUUUUGCCCCUUGGAUGUUCAAAAAUCUGCUGGCCCUGGUACAAGCCCUGUUGUUCUCUAAUGGCAUCCACAUUGCAGAACAGUCAAUGCAGGCUCUAGUCUCAAUCAGCGGAUUGCACUAUUCCUGUCAAAAAGCACGCUAUUAUAGAUCUGUGAGAACUUCUUGAGCUUUUCAGCAUCAAGCAUCUGUUUCCCACAUUUUCAUGGCUGCCACCUGGUCUUCUAUUAACAAGUUCUCGAAGUUCUACCAGGCAGAUGUUCAUGCCUUGCAUUAUGCCAGCUUCAAAUGUAAGGGCCUUCAGGCAGCUCGUUCAGCUGCCAGCAGUCCCCAGUUUUGUUAUUUUUUCUUGGGCCUAUUAACAUUUGUUUGUUGUGUUGCCUACCCCUCAGUUUGACUACUUUUGGACGUCCUGAGGGCUAACGACUUGUGUCCCUCGUUGCAUUUUAAGAAAAACUACAAUUUGUAUACUUUGUAAAAUCCAUUUGAGGGACACGGGUCCCACCCCUCUGUGUUUUAUAAUCAUUCACUUGGUUCUGCUUUGCUACGAAACUGAGGCUUCCUGGUAGAAUGGGUUGUCCUGGGCUGGCCUACAACUUUUUUUUUGGAUGCCAGUUCUCUUGUAGGUGGCAGUAUAACCUGAAGGUAUACUCGUGUGCUCUUAAUGUACUCCAAAAAAAGGACUUUAUGGUAAGCACAACAACCCUGUUUUUUAUUUAUGUUGGAGCCAUUCUGGGAUAAAACAUCUGAGUUCUUAAGUUACCUCACUGGAAUGUAAAUGAUUCAUUGUGACCUUAAAUAUUCAUCUCUGUUGCCUUAUCAUAUGCUUGUAUUGAAAAUGUUUUUUCAUACACUAGUUCUUCAUGCCGAUGCCAGCUUUCUAAAAUUCUUCAUCAAGAGAGUUUUAGGGCUGCUGAACGUCAUGAAACCCUAAUACAGUUUUACGCAUUAGAAUCAGGAUCUCCUCCAUCUCUCUGAACCAGCUGCUGUGAAAGUUGCCAUCAACAUAAGAGUGUGUUGGGAAAUAGAUCUUUACCAGUGGCAAUGGCGUAUUAUAUAUUACAUAUAGUCGAAUUGUUCUUGACCUGGCAUGUGCCAUACAGCUAAAGUAUUUGUAAAUGUGCACUUUCUAGCAUUUUAUAUAGAGUAAAUGUGAUGUCACAAUUAUUGCUAACAUAUUAACAAAACUCAGAUUUUGUGGAUGUAAAAUGGACCCAGCACGAAAACAUACCGGCAUCAGUUUACUUUUUUUUUUUGGAAUGCCUUACAAUGUAAUUGUAAGCCUAAACUGCUGUUUACUUGAAAAUGCUUUGUAGUGUUACACACUGGGACACCUAAAAGAGAGGUGGGAUGUCUGUUAACCCCAGUGGGCUGAGGUGUGGUUAUUUCAUAUAUUAGAUUCCUGUACACUUCUGCAAUAUUUUUAGUGGAUCCUAACAUUCACAAGAGGCGAUCAUCGUUCUUUUUGCAAGCAAUGACAAGAGUAGUUGAAUAUUCGAAAAAUAUCUGUGUACUGAAAACAUUCACAACUAAGCAUAGGGCUAUUAAAUGUUUUACUGGAGAAAUACAUUAUAUAUAUAUAUA
Molecule: messenger RNA, 7254 nt
Organism: Rana temporaria (common frog)
Lineage: Eukaryota; Metazoa; Chordata; Amphibia; Anura; Ranidae
Gene: PANK3
Product: pantothenate kinase 3
Exons: 7
Coding region: 346-1458 (370 amino acids)
Biological process (GO): coenzyme A biosynthetic process
Cellular component (GO): nucleus; cytosol
Molecular function (GO): ATP binding; pantothenate kinase activity
Source: RefSeq, a predicted model, not a curated record